Messenger RNA from Cervus elaphus (red deer), 4995 nucleotides. It is a transcript of the gene PKNOX1, whose product is annotated as PBX/knotted 1 homeobox 1. The transcript has 12 exons. The record is from RefSeq and is a predicted model, not a curated record. Bases 797 to 2107 code for a protein of 436 amino acids. Gene Ontology annotation, biological process: regulation of transcription by RNA polymerase II; angiogenesis. Gene Ontology annotation, molecular function: DNA-binding transcription factor activity, RNA polymerase II-specific; RNA polymerase II cis-regulatory region sequence-specific DNA binding. NCBI's taxonomy places the organism in Eukaryota, Metazoa, Chordata, Mammalia, Artiodactyla, Cervidae.
CCAUUAUCACUUCUUUGCUGUUACUGUGGCCUUGCAGGAUAGCUUGACAUUUUUUUAGUUUCUCAAAAGAAGAAGAAAACAGGAAUAUUGAUUGGGAGUUUAUCUACAUGUGCUGAGAAAAACCAGUAGACUCUUCGUAAACAGAUUAGAAAUGUUGGUAGGUAUGAGGUUAGCCUGCAGACUGGGGGCAUUUCUUACCCAGCAGUCCACCAGAAAGAAUAGUGACAAUGAGAUACUUUUGACAGUAGCAAGAAAAACGGUGAAGUGUUUCGGGAUUAAUUACCCAGGAGUACAGAAGACCUCCACAGAGAAGAACAUCAGCUAAUAAAGGAUGUGGGAGAGAACCACAUGCUCACGGUGCUCACAGAUGUCUCUUCUUCCCAAAUUAGUCCUGGACCCUCUUUCACACGGUUGUGAAGUUGUCUCUUGACAGCAGGGACCGUGUCUGGUUUGCUGCCCCAUCCGCAGCGUUGAGAACAGAGCGUGGCUCAGAGGAGACUUGCAGUAGAUGUUUGUGGGCUGCACGAAGGCCUAGCCACGUUCCCAGCAGACUCUGUGCCCUGCCUUUCUUCCUGACAGCACCAUGAGCCUAUUUCUGUGGACUUAACCUUCAUGUCCGUGAUUGAUGGUCGGGACCACUGUGGAUUCUACCAUUGCCCUGUGGCUGAUGUGUCACAGAACCUGCUCCCCACAGUCGGCUCCACCUCGGGACAUGCGGCUCUGCUCAGCCGGUUGCUCAGACACCAUUUGUGUUUGACUCAAGACGAUCUGAUGUUUUAUAAGGAAUUCAUUCACCAUGAUGGCGACACAGACACUGAGCAUAGACAGCUAUCCAGAUGGGCAACAAAUGCAAGUAGUCACAGAGUUAAAAACGGAGCAAGACCCCAACUGCUCUGAACCAGAUGUGGAAGGAGUGAGCCCUCCCCCCGUGGGGUCCCAGACACCAAUGGAUGCAGACAAGCAGGCCAUUUAUAGGCAUCCACUAUUUCCGUUGUUAGCGUUGUUGUUUGAAAAGUGUGAACAGUCUACACAGGGCUCAGAGGGCACGACUUCUGCCAGCUUCGACGUGGACAUCGAGAACUUCGUGAGGAAGCAGGAGAAGGAGGGGAAGCCCUUCUUCUGUGAGGAUCCAGAAACCGACAACUUGAUGGUAAAAGCCAUCCAGGUUCUGCGUAUUCAUCUUCUUGAGCUGGAAAAGGUUAAUGAACUGUGCAAAGAUUUCUGCAGUCGCUAUAUUGCUUGUCUAAAAACGAAGAUGAACAGCGAGACUCUCCUGAGUGGGGAACCUGGCAGCCCAUACUCCCCUGUCCAAUCCCAGCAGAUUCAGAGUGCCAUCACAGGCACUCUCAGCCCCCAAGGCAUCGUGGUGCCAGCAUCCGCUUUGCAGCAGGGGAAUGUCACCAUGGCAACAGUGGCAGGGGGUACAGUCUAUCAGCCUGUCACAGUUGUCACUCCCCAAGGCCAAGUGGUGACACAGGCGUUGUCGCCUGGCACCAUUCGGAUCCAGAACUCCCAGCUUCAGUUACAGUUAAACCAAGAUCUCAGCAUCUUGCAUCAAGAUGACGGCUCAUCUAAGAACAAGAGAGGGGUCCUGCCGAAGCACGCCACCAACGUGAUGCGGUCCUGGCUCUUUCAGCACAUCGGGCAUCCGUACCCGACGGAAGAUGAGAAAAAACAGAUUGCUGCUCAGACAAACUUGACACUACUCCAAGUUAACAACUGGUUCAUCAACGCGAGAAGACGAAUCCUACAGCCAAUGUUGGAUUCUAGUUGCUCAGAAACUCCAAAAACAAAGAAAAAAACUGCUCAGAACAGACCCGUCCAGAGGUUUUGGCCCGACUCCAUCGCCUCGGGAGCAGCACAGCCAGCUGCCAGUGAGCUGACUGUGUCUGAAGGAGCCGUCGUGACCAUCACCGCGCCCGUGAGCAUGAACGUGGACAGCCUGCAGUCCCUGUCGUCGGACGGGGCCACGCUGGCGGUGCAGCAGGUGAUGAUGGCCGAGCAGAGCGAGGACGACUCAGUGGACAGCACGGGGGAUGGCGGGGCGGCGCUGGCGCCCGGCCACCUGGGCGGGCUGGUCCUGGAGAACAGCGACUCCCUGCAGUAGGCCCGCCGCCCGGCCCCACUUUUUAUAGUUUGCACAGCAAACAUUUUACACAGUUUUAUUUCUAAUAUGUUUUAUAUGUAGGCAUAGAAGAGUGCACUUUUGUAUUUCAUAGUAAGCUUCCAGGGCGUCUUUGCCGGUGCAGCGACUUCUUCUUUCAAGGUGUGUGUGUGCGUGUGCGUGUGUGUGCGUGUGUGUGUGUGUGCGUGUGUGUGUGUGUUUUUAAGGAGAUUCUUUAAAGGUUUAACGCUAAAAAUGUGAUGAAUGACAAACACCUCCCCUCUGCCCCAUGAGCCCCUAAUUAGAUUAAGGACUAGUGCUGCCAUUUUCUGAACAAUUAUGCAGUUUUAAUUUCGUUCUGUGGUUAAGGCAGGUCUCAGGGGGCUGGUUUACUUGUCAGCCCCGGGAUUAGGAAGAAGCCUCUGCACCUGGAGACCGCCCGUGCGAGGCGGACGACAGCACAAUAAACCGCGUGUGACCUGUGGUGAAUGUUUGGCGACUCAAAUGUGGUUCCGUUCUCAUGUUCCGUGAGCCUGUGUCCUUUGCUAUAUAUGAAAAGAAACUCCUAUUUUUACCUUGCUGGAAUUAUUGGAUAAAAAGCUAUUUUUAUAAAUUCCUUAUGAAUUGGAUUAUGACUAUGUCAAGGGUAAAUUCUAGAGGAGAAACAGUACACGCUUAUUGACUAGCUCAAUUUGGAAUGUUCUGAAUUGGCCAAAUUUGAUGAACCUGCCCCCAGUUAGCUAGCAGUCUGGUUCUCUGCUCUCCCAGGGUAGUAAUUCACAUUUUCUACUAUAAAAGAAACAUCUAUUUAAUGAAAUUUUGAUAUCUUCAAAUUUUAGUCAAUAUAUUGCUUAGAUUGCAAUUUACACUUGAUCUAAAUGUUCAUCUCAAGGUAUUUACUCAGUAGGGCUUAGGUAAGUUAAGAAGUGGUAGCCAGUGGUCAGUUUAAAGCUUUUGCUGACUAUUUCCGUCUAAUUUAAGUUUGACCACGGUUAAGUGGUGAUGUGCCAUGUUAGCUGGGCGUUGUCUUAGGAGCUUUUGGUCAGCGUAUGUUAUGCAUAGAACGUGUGUUAUAUACUACUACCAAGCGUCCAUCCUGUUGGCUCAGGGCAGGCAAAGAGCAGACCCUCGGCUUUGUUACACGGUUAGUGCGUGUCCACUGCAGGACGGACAGGAACCAGCAGGGCCUGGAGGUGGGGCGGCGGCUCGUCAUCACUCGGUCGGUGGUUCUUCCCCUGACUUGAUCACAUCACGUCUGGAUAACGGUGGGACUUUGGCUCCUGGUGACCAGACGGACCACAGAGCAGACUGGGUUUGUUUCCCUGGGUUUGGAUUUGCAUCCGCCUGUUUCCUUUCAAGUGAGGCUUUUUCUCAGCGAGGAAACAGGACCUGGUUUCACAGAAGAUGUCUCUGCGUCACCAUCAGUGGGACACCUGAAGCCCUGAAGGACAGUCUAAUGGUCGUCAGUUCCUGAAAAGCAGCAACAGUGAUUGGUUGUGGACCAAGGCUACCCAGGGGUGUUUUGAGCAAGUGCAGAAUUUUUUUCUGGAACUGACUUUUUCUUCCCAAAUUAUUAAUAAUUAAAGUUAGUCAUAGGAGAGUACUUCCUGGAUAACUUAGAAGGAAGCAAGAAAUACAGAGGAAUUUCUUUUAAAAUAUUUCAAGAGAUUUAAAAGAAAAACUUGACUCUCUUUUGGGGGAGAAAAUAACAUUUUAAAGCAGCUAUUGUGUUCCUUUUAAACAAUUUUAUAUAUUUUAAGUCACAUCUUUUAAACUAUACCAGUUUGAAAGAUUGUUUUAAGUCCAACAAAGUUAGGAUUUAAGACGAGACGCUGUGGAAGCUGGCCAGCCACCUCCUCCCUCCCUCACCUCCCUCCGUCCCUCUGACCUCAGGUUCAGGUUGGUGACCACCACCUGUGGUCACUCCAGGUCAGUUUCCCCAAGCAGAAAUCCUGUUCCCUGGAGCCGGGGACAUGGGGCCACAUCAGGGCCGUGUUGGGGUCCGGCAGUCGGUGCCUGGGGUCGCAGUCCCUGCUCCCUGCAGCUGAAGUCUGCAUCCUGGUCCCUAUAUUCAGAGGACUAGGAUAAAGAUCAUUCGAGAAUGGGCUCCAUGCAUGCACCUGGGCUCCAUGCUGCUCUUCUCAUGAGUAACUAAUGGGAUCUUAACCCAACAGGCAGACUAUUUUGGUUCAUAAGCCACUGUCUGGGGCAUUGGUAGUUAGCUGGCACCUAAUAAAGACCCAUUUCCCAGCCCCUGGGGUUUUUAGAGCAUUUGAGAGAGCACAACCCUGCUGAGCUCUCAUCUUAAAGGAAUUUGCUCUUGUUAAAUUCCUUUCCCUGAAGGAUGGUUUUGACUGUGUCUUGCAACCCAGGUUGAGAGUGUCGUGUUACCUGCUGCUCAGCUCUUGAGCGGGUAGCAGAUGGCUGGGCCAUGUCUAGCCACACUCCAGCUGCCGCAGUAACACAGCUUUCAUGUUCUGAUUCCAGAAAUAAAGCAGUCCAGCGUGCAACCUAAGGUGGGCCACGGCCCCAGCUCGCUCAAAGACCACAGGGCCCUGAUGCUGGAGCCACUGUGGCCUGGGUCCCAGGGUCUUCUCCACAUAACCUGCCCACGACCUGACCUGACUCUUACCAGGGUGAGAAAGUGGGGGAGCACCUUUUCUUUCAGACAAGCUCAGACAUCCUGGGAAGGUGAGAACAGCCCGCCUCUGGUAGUUAGGGACAGGAAAAAACCCCUGCCACCCUCCCCUAAUUUAGUUCUGUCUGGUCUGUGAACUGACAAUCUUUAAAUGUGAAUGCUGUAACAAUGUUUUCUUGGAUUGUUGUCUUUGAAAGGGAUUUUUGUGAAGCAACUGAUUUAUCAAAGCAAAAAAAUUAAAAACAGAAACAUG